UCUCCCAAGAUGGCGCCGGUCGCGCUUCCGGCGGACGGCCCGACGUCACUUCCGGCGAGGCUCUGGCGGGCGAUUUCAACGGCGCAGCGAAGCGGUUCGGAGGAGGCGGCGGCCGCCAUGGCGGGAGGCCGCCCCGGGAGGCGGGCGCGCUCGGCGGGCGCGGCCCGCGAAGGUGCUGCUGCUUCUCCCCCCCGGCGAAGGUCCGAGAGGAACUUGCCUUCCUCAACUCGUCCAGUGUCCCAGGAGAACCCCAGGGGGGUGGCCAGGAAAAUGAUGGGCAGCCCGCGCCCGGCUGCCCCUGUCGUGCGCACGAUAACUCUGAGAAAGAUUAAGCCACGGAAUCAGCAGGAUAAGAUGAAAGGAAGUGAUUUAGUCUCUCGUCGGAGUCCAAGGAUCUCCUUAAAAGGAAACAAGGAGAACAGCCCCCCGGCGGCCCCUGAAAACCAACGUCCCCACGGAGGGGAGACCCCAAAGAAAGCCCAGCCUUUUACCCCCUGCUGUCCCUUGAAUCUUGACGCAAAGAAUUCACCGAAAGAGACUAGCGUUCGCUCCCUGGUCAGCGCCAACACGCCAGAUUCUCCUCCGGGAUCCGAACGAGACCUGGCCAUGGCCAAACGGGUGCGCCGGUCUUACAGCCGCCUGGACGUCUCCUUGUCCCACAGCUUCACCGAAAAGCAGGAGUUUCCGAGCUUCAGCCUCGCUGGCACCUCCACGCCCGCCGGCGGUCCCGGCAAGCGGCAAACCCUCUUUGGUUUUGAGAAGCUUUUACUCCCAGGGGAGCUGCUAGAGCCCCCCACUUUGCAUAAAAGCGGCGCCCCAAAGACGUCAGCGGCAGGAAGUGGGGCCUUCGGGAAUCCGGACACCGACAUCCCCGGCAUCUCGUUUGGCAGAGAAAAACGAAGGAAGAAGAAGGUGCCUGAGUUUGAUAAAUCAGAGAUGGACGAAUGGGCCGCCCAGAUGAACGCUGAGUUUGAAGAAGCCGAGAAGUUUGAUCUCCUUGUGGAGUGAAAAUGCAUCCGCUCAGCACCUCUUCGAUGGCCAGAAUAUGUUGCUUGUACAUAAAUCUGAAACCCGCCCCGGAGGACGCUUAACCUUUCUUGGCAUAAAGCUGUAAAAUUUCUUACUACAGGCUUAACUCGGUCACAAAAGGCAGCUACCACUUCUCUUGAUGCCCCACCACCCCCCAAAAAACAAAAGAUACUAUAUUGUUCUACGGGCUUGUGAAGACUAAUUUUUUUUUUUCUUAUCUGUCACUUGAAAAAUAUGUUCAGAAGGAUCACAGUUCUACCCAGCAUCACAAUUUUGGUAAAUGGCUUGGCCACCCUUGGAAAUAGCUUGUUUAGUUUCCUCUCGGCUUCCUCCCCUCUCCCCCCCCCCACAGAAAAUAGGCAAGAUGUUAAGGUGAUGUGCAUCCUAGCCUUUGUUUCGCUCCGUCGUUUUAUUAUUUUUUUAAUUAUUUUUCUUCUGCGUUUGCCUUCUGCACAAGUCAUCUUUGCUUAAGCCAGUGGUUCUCAACCUUUCUAAUGCCGCGACCCCAUAAUACAGUUCCCCAUGUUGUGGUGACCCCCAACCACUUAUACAUCGCUGGGUGCCAGGGGCGUGGCCAAAGAAAAGGGGGCAAAAAAUGGCGGACAGCCUUGUUUGGCGACCCCCUGUGAAAUGGUCGUUCGACCCCAAAUGGGGUCCCGACCCACAGGUUGAGAACCGCUGGCUUAAAUGGAGCAGGGGGCCUGGUUUGCUCUGCUGUUUUUAGGGGGGAGUUAAUGGGGAGUUUGUGCAGGCUGGUUUUAAGGAAGAGCCCCUUGAACAGACUCCUUGCAGCGGCAAAGUUUUUGAAGUUUCGUUUGUCUGUUGUUAGCCUGCUGAUGUUUCACUGUGCAGCCCUGUUAGAAUAAGGAUAAGAAAAUUAAAAAGACUUUCCUUCA
Crotalus tigris (Tiger rattlesnake) is the source of this 1925-nucleotide messenger RNA. RefSeq names its product cell division cycle associated 5 (gene CDCA5). The record is from RefSeq and is a predicted model, not a curated record. NCBI's taxonomy places the organism in Eukaryota, Metazoa, Chordata, Lepidosauria, Squamata, Viperidae. The transcript is spliced from 6 exons. Bases 10 to 1008 code for a protein of 332 amino acids.